AUGGCUCGGGGCGGGGCAGGGGCAGAGGAGGCCUCCCUGCGCUCAAACGCAUUGUCCUGGCUGGCCUGUGGGCUCCUGGCACUGCUGGCCAAUGCCUGGAUCAUCCUCAGCAUCUCGGCCAAGCAGCAAAAGCACAAGCCGCUGGAGUUACUGCUCUGCUUCCUGGCGGGCACACACAUACUCAUGGCGGCUGUGCCCCUCACCACCUUCGCCGUGGUGCAGCUACGGCGGCAGGCUUCUUCUGACUAUGACUGGAACGAGAGCAUCUGCAAGGUCUUUGUGUCCACCUACUACACACUGGCCCUGGCCACCUGCUUCACAGUCGCCUCGCUCUCCUACCAUCGCAUGUGGAUGGUGCGCUGGCCCGUCAACUACCGCCUCAGCAACGCCAAGAAGCAGGCGCUGCAUGCUGUCAUGGGCAUCUGGAUGGUCAGCUUCAUCCUCUCCACGCUGCCCUCCAUCGGCUGGCACAACAAUGGCGAGCGGUACUACGCCCGUGGCUGCCAGUUCAUAGUCUCCAAGAUUGGCCUGGGCUUUGGCGUCUGCUUCAGCCUCUUGCUCCUUGGGGGCAUUGUCAUGGGGCUGGUCUGUGUGGCCAUCACCUUCUACCAGACGUUGUGGGCCCGGCCCCGGAGGGCUCGGCUGGCCCGGAGAGCGGGGGUUGGGGGUGGGGCCAAGGGGGGUGGGCCAGGGGGGUUGGGUACCCGGCCAGCUUUUGAGGUGCCAGCCAUUGUGGUGGAGGAUGCCAGAGGCAAGCGGCGGUCCUCGCUGGACGGCUCUGAGUCGGCCAAGACAUCCCUGCAGGUCACCAACUUGGUCAGCGCCAUCGUCUUUCUCUAUGACUCACUCACAGGGGUGCCCAUCUUGGUGGUGAGCUUCUUCUCCCUUAAGUCGGACUCGGCUCCGCCGUGGAUGGUGCUGGCUGUGCUGUGGUGCUCCAUGGCGCAGACGCUGCUGCUGCCCUCCUUCAUCUGGUCCUGCGAGCGCUACCGUGCCGACGUGCGCACUGUGUGGGAGCAGUGCGUGGCCAUCAUGUCGGAGGAGGAUGGCGACGACGAUGGCGGCUGUGAUGACUAUGCAGAUGGCCGAGUGUGCAAAGUUCGUUUUGAUGCUAAUGGUGCCACAGGACCAGGGGGCAGGGACCCCACCCAGGUGAAGCUGUUGCCUGGAAGGCACAUGCUCUUUCCCCCUCUUGAGAGGGUCCACUACUUACAGGUACCCCUGUCCCGCCGUCUGUCCCAUGAUGAGACCAACAUCUUCUCUACACCUCGGGCACCAGGCUCCAUCCUACAUAAGUGGUCAUCCUCUGAUGACAUCCGGGUCCUCCCAGCCCAGAGCCGAGCCCUGGGGGGCCCUCCUGAGUACCUGGGACGAAGACAAAGGCUGGAGGAUGAGGAGGAUGAGGAGGAAGCUGAAGGUGGGGGGCUGGCCAGCCUUCGCCAGUUCCUGGAGGGUGGGAUGUUGGGGUCAGGUGGGGGACCCCCACGGGGUCCUGGCUUCUUCCGGGAAGAGAUCACCACCUUCAUUGAUGAGACACCUCUGCCUUCUCCAACUGCUUCGCCGGGGCCCUCUCCUCGCCGGCCCAGGCCCCUGGGCCUCUCACCCCGCAGGCUUUCCCUUGGGUCCCCUGACAGCAGAGCCGCUGGACUUCCUUUGGGCUUAAGUGCAGGGAGACGCUGCUCCCUGACAGGAGGUGAGGGGAGUGCAAGACCUUGGGGAGGAUCCUGGGGCCCAGGUAAUCCCAUUUUCCCCCAGCUGACGCUGUGA
Messenger RNA from Puma concolor (puma), 1767 nucleotides. NCBI's taxonomy places the organism in Eukaryota, Metazoa, Chordata, Mammalia, Carnivora, Felidae. The record is from RefSeq and is a predicted model, not a curated record.